GUGUGCCAAGCUGUCGACAACAUCGUGAAGUCGUCGCUCGGACCCGUUGGUCUCGACAAGAUGCUAGUCGAUGACAUUGGUGAUGUGACAAUUACCAAUGACGGUGCAACAAUACUCAAGACGCUUGAAGUUGAGCAUCCAGCUGCCAAGGUUCUUGUUGAGCUGGCUGAGCUUCAGGAUCGGGAGGUUGGAGAUGGCACAACAUCUGUGGUUAUUGUGGCUGCAGAGUUACUUAAGAGAGGGAAUGAGCUUGUGAGGAAUAAAAUCCACCCAACAUCUAUUAUCAGUGGCUAUCGGCUUGCGAUGCGGGAAGCCUGCAAAUAUGUUGAAGAGAAACUAGCUGUUAAGGUUGAAAAGCUUGGCAAAGAUUCCCUUGUAAACUGUGCGAAGACAAGCAUGUCAUCAAAGUUGAUUGCUGUUGACAGUGAUUUCUUUGCAAAUUUGGGCCAUCCACUAUGGGAGAGGCUAGGGAUCUCGGCAAGGGAGUCGCAUCUAGCUAGUCGUAGCGUGGAGUCCUGCUAGGUGAUCACCUUGCUAUUUUGAAUUUGCUGACAAGGGUGAUGUGUACCCGUGUAUAGAGAGACUACCAUUUGUGUGUAUAUAGUUUUUGGUGACCCUGUGAUGUAUGUCUGUUGUAGAGAAUUGUACUUUACAGUUUUGUACCUUUA
Ananas comosus (pineapple) is the source of this 668-nucleotide messenger RNA. RefSeq names its product T-complex protein 1 subunit alpha-like. Gene Ontology annotation, cellular component: chaperonin-containing T-complex. Gene Ontology annotation, biological process: protein folding. The transcript has 8 exons. Lineage: Eukaryota; Viridiplantae; Streptophyta; Magnoliopsida; Poales; Bromeliaceae. The record is from RefSeq and is a predicted model, not a curated record. Gene Ontology annotation, molecular function: ATP-dependent protein folding chaperone; ATP hydrolysis activity; ATP binding. Bases 61 to 522 code for a protein of 153 amino acids.